Messenger RNA from Lindgomyces ingoldianus, 973 nucleotides. RefSeq lists its product as uncharacterized. Lineage: Eukaryota; Fungi; Ascomycota; Dothideomycetes; Pleosporales; Lindgomycetaceae. The record is from RefSeq and is a predicted model, not a curated record. The transcript is spliced from 2 exons. Bases 311 to 610 code for a protein of 99 amino acids.
UUCGCUUUCGCUUCUUUUUCUUGAAUUUAAUGAUUCUUUUUCUUCAAAGCAAUUUUUUUUGAAUUGUUUUAUUAUUGCUAGAGUGAUAGAAAGCUAGAGGUAACCCACCUUUACAAUGCUAGAAGCCACCAACUUUUGUAUUCGAAUAUUCCAAUCAUGACACUCUACUAUUAUAUUACCCUCCUCGCCUCUUUUGCGAUGAUAGCAGUUCUAGGUGUUCAGGCAGCUGUUAAUGCAGUACCUAACAACGUAUUUGUAAAUACACUAGAGGUUCGAUCAGCUCUCCAGAGUCGCCAACGCUUCUGUCCUAAUGCUAGCUAUUCGCUUUGCCCGAGAUCCCCUUCUAUGUUGCCCUACUGGUCAUCAUUGCUACGUUACAAGCUAUGGCACGGGUUGCUGCUGUGGUCCAAAUGAGUCCUGCGACGUGGAUGCUCGCACCUGUACUACAAUUUCGAAUCCUAAGUCGGCAACCUCAAUAGUAACAGUCGCCUCCAUCUCUACUGUUACCGCUAUCGCUCCCUCUACAACCAAAUCAAGCAAAAGAGUGUUACAAUCUUCACUUGGCAAGAACCGGGUGUUGCCGCAGAGUGCUCAGGGCCAGGUACAAUAGAGGUGGACAGUUAAAGAGGACACGUCUCGUGCCAGGUGUACAGUCCGUACUUGACAUGUGUGGGUUGCUGAGGUGUAGCCUAAUUGUAGUUUGCCUUCGACAGCAGUAUAAGACGCUAGGUCAAACAAUCCGCAGGGCAUAAGGUUAUGUAACGAUUCUCAUGAAUCGUUCCAUCUCGGGUCGCUCGGAACCUAUCCGAUGGGUCCCCGUAUCAGCCCCGACCAUGGCUCGACUCUGUCCCCCACAGUUACCCCUAUUCCCCUAAGUAUUUAGUCGCACCUCUCCCCUUAGCUAGCUUAGUAGUUUUCUAAUAUCCUUUGUACAAAGCCUAUAGGUGUUAAUAGAAUGCACGCACUUCUAUAU